This is a messenger RNA of Eufriesea mexicana, 1808 nucleotides long. RefSeq names its product broad-complex core protein isoforms 1/2/3/4/5. Gene Ontology annotation, cellular component: nucleus. Gene Ontology annotation, molecular function: protein binding; DNA binding. The coding region runs from base 315 to 1808 and encodes 497 amino acids. The transcript is spliced from 3 exons. The record is from RefSeq and is a predicted model, not a curated record. Lineage: Eukaryota; Metazoa; Arthropoda; Insecta; Hymenoptera; Apidae. Gene Ontology annotation, biological process: regulation of transcription by RNA polymerase II.
CAAAAAAAGGGUUACCAAUUCGUGAGGAUUAAAGGGAUGUGAAGAGAUUUGUUUUGAUCGGCGGUUUCGCGCACAUACGCGCCCCCGCACGCCAUGCGCAAUCACUAGGGACUAGAUUCUCGCGGCAACGUUUUCGUAGGUUGGUUUCGAGGAAAUUAAAUGCCAAAUGCGAGUGCACACACAUAUUGAAUUAAUUGUACGUCUCUUAGCGUACUCCUCGGCGGCCAUUUGAACAGCUUCGUCACUCGGCGCCUGUAUUCUGAGAAAGGAAAACAAUCUGGUCAAAACUUACUUUACUGAUUGAAGUAGCUGAGAUGGCGAGCACCUCACAACAAUACUGUCUACGCUGGAACAAUCACCGUUCUAACUUAUUAAUGGUGUUUGAUGAACUAUUGCAAAACGAAGCGUUUACCGAUGUAACUUUGGCAGUGGAUGGAGGUACAUCUAUCAAAUGCCACAAGAUGGUUCUAGCAGCGUGUUCUUCCUAUUUUCAAACUCUCUUUAUCGAUCUACCAUGCAAGCAUCCCAUUGUCGUAUUGAAAGACGUGAAAUAUUCUGAAAUCAAAGCCAUUUUGGAAUAUAUGUAUCGAGGAGAAGUAAAUGUGGCUCAAGAGCAAUUGGCUGGAUUAUUAAAAGUCGCAGAAGUUUUGAAGGUGAAGGGAUUGGUUGAAGAAAAUGGUUCGCAAAGUCGUCGUGAAAAAGUGGAAACCUCUAUGUCUCCUCCGCCAGCGAUAAGCACCAGUACAACUAGCAGCGCAGCUCAUAGUAGUGGACAUACGUCUCCUCCACAUUCUACAGGGACCACGUACAAUAUUUAUGGCAAAUCACCGACUGAUCGAAGUAGUCGUUUACCGUUACCAAUGUGGCCCUUAUCGGGGCUUCCCAUCACUCAUUCCAGUUCCAGCCAACAGACUGCACUACAUCAACAUUCUUCUAUCUUAAUCGGUUCCUACGACAAUGGUUUCGAAUCUUCCCCAUUGAAACGCAAGAAAUUCUCGAAUAUGCUAAUGAACAGGGAUACACCGAUUCUCAGGACAGUUUUGGGUCAAGGUCACGCGGAUAGUUCUCAGGGAAUACCUCUAUUGCAUCCAGAUAGCCAUGAAAAUCAAUUCAGAAGCAGUAGUAAUGGCUCGUCAAAUGAAAAUGAUAGACGCAGCAGCACAGAUGUAGUUCAUGGGGAAUCUGCACAUAGUCCUUAUACCGAUUUGUCUAUGAUGGAUGAGGACGAUAAACAAUCAUCGCCACAGUCGUAUCCUGCGGACAUUAAACCAGAGAUAGUGAACUAUGUAGCAGCACAAAAGCCAGAAUGGAAACGGUACAAGCAAUACACGAGGAAUGACAUUAUGUCCGCGAUUGAGGCCGUGCGCUCGGGAAUGAGUGCCUUACAGGCGGCACGUAAGUACGGAGUACCCUCACGAACUCUUUACGACAAAGUGAAAAAAUUAGGGAUUACAACGUCACGACCAUUUAAACGCGGUUCGAAUGGCAGUGGCGCCUGUUUUCCUUAUGGAAUUGGUGGUAAUACGAAUGGCAACAUAUACGGUGGCGCACUUUCGGAAAACGAAAACGAAAGUAGUAGCGUUAUCGAAGGUACUGGAUCUAUGCUCGAUACGUACGGGUCGAGAGACGGUUCCAUAAAUCGAGAAAUAGCCAACCCCAUAGUGCAUUCCGUGAAACAGCAAAAUAACGAAGAUCAGGUUGAAGAUCUCUCUGUUAGUCGUAAAUCGGACGUUCGUGUGAUAGUCCCACCAACAUCAGUGAUCAAAGACGAAGAGGAUAUUGGUUCUGAUUCCUAUAGUCACAAUUAA